Ophidiomyces ophidiicola is the source of this 1392-nucleotide messenger RNA. RefSeq lists its product as uncharacterized. The record is from RefSeq and is a predicted model, not a curated record. Bases 1 to 1392 code for a protein of 463 amino acids. The transcript is spliced from 4 exons. Lineage: Eukaryota; Fungi; Ascomycota; Eurotiomycetes; Onygenales; Onygenaceae.
AUGGCCUAUGAGAUCCCCCAUCUCCUGGCGUUCAAGCUGCUGUUCGUCUACCGGUACCUCCGAUUGAUAGUCAACCUACUAGCAGUAUGGACCUUUCGCCCGAUCCCGCCGCCGGACAGUCCCACCCUGACGUCGCAAGAUGCCACCAUCAUCAUCCCCACGCUGCAGGGCUGCGGCGCCGAGCUGGAGGAGACCAUCCGCACCAUCCUGCUGAACGAGCCGCACCAGAUCAUCCUCGUCACCAUUGACGCCAACGUGGCCGCCGCGCGCCGCAUGCUGGACGCCAUGCCGGCCGCGCGCCCGCGCAUCCAGCUGCUCAGCAUCCCCAAGCCCAACAAGCGCCGCCAGAUGGUGCGCGCCAUCCCCGAGGUGCGCACCGAGAUCACCAUCUUCGUCGACGACGACGUCACCUGGCCCGCCACCGAGCUCAAGUGGGUGCUGGCCCCGUUCGACGCCGACCCGGCGUACGGCGGCGUGGCGACGUGCCAGCGGCUGCGGCGCAGUACGAACAGCAGCAGCAGCAGCAGCAGCGCGGGCGCGCCGCUGCUGUCGGCACAGCGGCUGUGGGACUUCCUGGGCGCGCUGUACCUGGAGCGGCGCAACUUCGACUGCGCGGCGACGACGCACAUGGACGGCGGCAUGCCGUGCCUGUCCGGGCGCACGGUGGCGUACCGGACGCGCAUCCUCCAGGACCGCGCCUUCACCCACGGCUUCACGCACGAGGAGUGGUGGUUCGGGCGCUACGAGCUCAACGCCGACGACGACAACUUCCUCUCGCGCUGGAUGGUCACGCACGGCUGGGAGACGUACUUCCAGUACCACCCCGAGGCCGAGAUCCAGACCACGCUCGAGGACAACCCCAAGUUCCUGAAGCAGUGCGUGCGCUGGUCGCGCAGCAACUGGCGCAGCAACCUGACCUCGCUGUUCCAGGACCAGGUCGUGUGGUUCCGCCAGCCGUGGAGCACGUACGCGGUGUUCCUGACGACGCUCUCGCCGCCGGCCUUCGUGGGCGACCUGUCGCUCGUGCUGCUGCUGUGGAAGGGCGCCGAGACGUGGUCGGCCGACACGCGCGCGCUCGCGCUGCAGGCGCUGCUGCUGUGGAUGCUGGUCAGCAAGUUCAUCAAGCUGCUCGGCCACUUCGUGCGCUACCCGGCCGAUUUCCUGCUGCUGCCCGUCUCCAUCCUGUUUGGGUACCUCCACGGCCUCAUCAAGGUUUACGCCGCCCUGACCCUCAACGUGACGACAUGGGGCUCGCGCGAGGGCGCCGAUGUCAGCGACACCGAUCGCAUGAAGGAGAAGCCCGACUACGAGCUGCUGCCCGCCGCCUACCCGUACUCCAAGGCCCAGCUGCUGGAGUGCCCGAACAAUAAUAAUCACACUAAUACCAACUAA